UCCACGGUUUCGUCUAGUCCGCUAACAUUAGCUGACUGACCCGCUUGGCUCGGAAGCAGAACGGAUUUCACGGUUUAACAAUGUUUUAUGUUUAGGUCCAACAAACGUUAACGACGACCCCCGCCGACGGAUGGACAUAACUGCAACGGGAAGCCGUCAAUGCGAAGAGAGAGGAUCCAUGGCAAAGUGGUUGAAGGACUACCUCAACUUUGGCACCAGGCGUGACCCUCCACAGCCCCCGAGGCCAGAUUACAGCGAAAGUGAGAUUUUGAGGGCCUACCGAGCUCAGAAGGAGCUGGACUUCGAGGACCCGUAUCAACACUCGGAUAAGGAGCGUCGGAAUGGUGGUUUCAGCCCCUGCAGUGCCGCAGUGAGCCUGCCCUAUUUCCCUGCAUUCGGCUCAGUGCUGCCUAAUGGCGUGGAGGUGAAAGUGGUGUCGCCCAAGCACAGACUUAUUAAAGUGGACUCCCAGGAGUUUGGCUGCGGUAAAAUCUUCCUAAAGCCUGAGACUAUUCCAGAGGAACCUGUGAUUCCUUCUGCCCCAGCAGCGUCGGACGCUGACAAGGACUACUCUGAUCCCUUUGAUGUCCGUCCAGACACGAGGGGCAGACCAAACUGGGAGCCCAAAUCUGCAUCAACAGACUGCUGCAGCUACAUGGAGCCAUUUGAAGCCCAACGGAUUAUCUCAGAACUGCAGCACAGCAUUAUGAAUAACCGGUCUGGGAGUGCAGAUGGCGGCCAGUUGUACGAUAACCCGUACGAGGAGCAGCCUCAUCACAACCACCGAGCUGCUGCCGCUCCAGCAGCACAACAACAACAACCUCAGAGGGUUGAGGUUGGAUUUGCCCAGAUAGAAGGCAGAGAGAGCAGGCUGCCUCAGGAUGACGAGAGGCCCGCUGACGAAUACGACCAGCCCUGGGAGUGGAAGAAGGACAACAUAUCAAAAGCUCUAGCAGUUCAGUUUGAAGGGGCGGAACGGGAGCGCUCGCAGACCCGGCUCACCAAGACGGGCACCGCAUCGGCCACAGCUGACUCCACGACGCUCCUCCUGGUUGGCAACACGCCUCCUCGCCUGGGAGAGCGAGUGGAUCCAUCCAUGCCGCUGGAGAGACAAGUGUGGUACCACGGGUCCCUGAGCCGCUCGGAGGCCGAGAGCCUCCUGACGCUGUGCAAGGAGAACUCGUACCUGGUGAGGAACAGCCAGACCUGCAGGAACGACUACUCGCUCUCACUCAGGAGCUGUAAGGGCUUCAUGCACAUGAAGUUCACUCGCUCUCCAGAGGGGCGCUACGUCCUCGGGGAGAACAGCCCCCCCUUCUCCACCAUCCCCGAGGUCAUCCACUACUACACCACACACAAGCUGCACAUCAGAGGAGCCGAGCACAUGUCGCUCCUGUACCCUGUCACCGUGCAGACGCUCUGACGCUCGCAAGCUACUGAAUACACAGUGUACUCCAUAUUUACCCCACUUCCUACUCGCCUUUUCCUCAACUGCCCGCAAGAGAUUGGACUAUUCAUUACCCCAAAAAACACACUGGAGCUCAGUGCCUCCGUGAAUAUCGCCUGUGAACUGGUAUCGUCACUGAAAUCCUCUUUUUAUUUUCACACCAACGGACUCCUGAAAAUCUCUAACAAUUGAUAUUAAGCUUACUUUUGAGGUAAAAUAUAAAUACGGAUAAUAUACAGAAUACUGCAUGGAGAUGUGUCACUUUUACUGUCGAGCAUAAAUAUCCAAUAGUGCCAGAUUAAGGGAUUAUAGUGGAGUUUCCAGACGCACGACGGCCAUUAUUUAUGUUUUAUGGUGACCACAAAAGGAAAGAAAGAUGAUCUCAAUUUAUUUAGACCGUAGAAGGAGCCGAAAACAACCCGAUUAUCAUCCUUCAGCCAAACGCUGCACAUACUGUGACCGUUAUAUAACUUCACUCCUGCAAUACUAGUGUGGAGAAUCAUUACUCCAGUAUUAAAUUGAGAGCUCGUGGCUGUGUGAUCACGACUGUUAAAAAGGAGCGUUAGUAGAUUUAUUUACUGUUCUGUUUUUAUAAGAAUGUAAAUGACUUUUUUCAAAAUAAAAGCCGUCUGUUUUUUU
Pseudoliparis swirei is the source of this 2086-nucleotide messenger RNA. RefSeq names its product SH2 domain-containing adapter protein F-like. The record is from RefSeq and is a predicted model, not a curated record. The transcript has 8 exons. Lineage: Eukaryota; Metazoa; Chordata; Actinopteri; Perciformes; Liparidae. The coding region runs from base 131 to 1423 and encodes 430 amino acids. Gene Ontology annotation, molecular function: phosphotyrosine residue binding.